CGCGGCCGCGAGGAUUUCUGAUCGGUGUCCACUUUAGAAUGUAGAUGAAGGAUCGCUGACGAGAAAUGGAUUUGUUUAUUAUUCUUUGUCUGCUGUUUGUAGAUGAAGGCUUUUCUGGGACAACCCAGGAUGUUUGCCCUGGCCAGCCUGUCACCAUCCGAAAAGUCACAAAUUAUUAUGAUUUGUUUUUUGAACCGAGAGGAUCGAGCGGCCCUGAGAGGCACGUGGCAAACAGGACUCAUAUCCUUCUCCCUUCUUAUCAGUUUAAAGACGGAGACGUACUUAUUCCUGAAGUAACACAACAACAUGCAGGCUAUUAUUUCUGGUCUACACCUACAACAUUGGUGUCGAGGUCUCAAAGUGUCGAAGUCUAUGUCAAAGCUUGUGCCAAGGAGAGGGAAGCAUACUAUGGAAAUGAGUUUAUUCUGGAGGUGCCAAAGAAGGCGUCCAUAUUGGAGUUCACUACUGAACAGUCGACUGACCGCAGGGUCCUGUGGAGUCGUAUCAACACAGAUAACAAGCGCGGAGCCAGGGGAACAGUGACAGGUGAUCGCUGGAAGGCCGCCAAGAUCACCUACCCUGAUGACGGCCGCUAUACUUUCCGGAAGGAGAACGGGGUCGAGGUCUCCAGCACUAAUCUCUAUGUUCGAGAAAACCUGGAAUAUUACGAUGUGAGGGAUGUUUCCUACCUGGAAAGCAAGCCCCUAGUUCCCAUGAACGAGGCAGAGGUUACGUUUAUCGAUUCAUCGCAGAUGGAGUAUCUUCUCUUUUACCGUGGCUCUCAGCUGGAUAGAGCGUUCCAGAUGUUUCAGGAUCGGUUGCGCCUACAGCCAUCACCAAGUGGUCAACUGGAACUCAGUAUUAUGGGCCUGAAAUCAAGUGAUGUGGGGCGAUUUGAAGUCAAGGACAGAAAGGGCCUUGCCCUGGUCAUAUGGCUUUCUGAGAGAGUGGACAUGACUGUGCCCAUUGCCGCUGGUGUUGUGGGCGGUUUGGUGAUUCUUACAUUGAUCAUCUGUUGCUGUGUGAUGAGGUCUCGCAAAAAGAGAGAUGCUGCCCCUGUCGCUUCACCACCACCAGAGUACCAACCACCCAUCCAUCAACAUAGGGAUGCUGCCCCUGAUGCUUCACCACCACCAGUGUACCAGCCGCCCGUCUAUGUCCAUGAUCCUGUUGUAAUAUAUGCACCAGGCUGCCCUCCUCAGCCUCAGCCUGCGGCCUCAGCUGGAGGAGGAGGAGGAGGAGGCAUCCACCCUGCCCCUAGUGCCCCACCAGACCCUGGGACCCAGUAUGGAGGUCAGGGAGACUUCAGCUGAAGUCCUCUGAGCACGGACAACAACACUGCCACCGGUGCCUACAACUCAGACAAGCUCGACUUGUGAGAAAAGCACCCAAGAAAAAGUUCAAGAAAGGUUUACAUUUCACUCUUUACGCUUUAUUUUACACUUUCUUUUUCCAAAACUACUUACAGUGCAGUAGAGUUGCAUAAGGACAUGUAGUAAAAGUGCAUGGAUGUCUACUCCUUGGUUAUCAAAUUCAAGACCUCAGUGGGGUCGGCACUUGGCAUUGUUAGCACCUAGUUGUAUUCGUUUGGCCACAUGCACUCCUGAAUGAAGAUCAAAACCUGCAUUUAUGAUCACACAGUGGAAGUCAUAGAUGUACAAACGCACUUUUGUUUACAUUCAAGUUUGGCCGUGUCCUACCUCACAAAUGGACCUUAUGCACGAAAGUUUCCAUUGGAGCCAGGUGUGUUUGAACCUGCCGCUGUUGUUAGUGUAAUUGGCGUCUGCCUGCACCUGAUUGGUUGUUGCACCUAGUGAAUCCGCAUGUUACGAUGUAAAAGGAUUUACAGUAUGCUUGUGUUAAAAUUAUUACUCUUGGGGGCGCUGUGGCACCGCAGGCUACAGCGCCCGUACCAUUUACGGGUCCGAGUGCCCACGGGGACCCAGGUUCGAAUCCGGCCUGCGGUCAUAUCCUCUUCACUGUCCUAUACUAAUAAAGGCAAAAAGGCCAAAGAAUAUACUUAAAAAAAAUCUUGGGCAAACAAGAUAUUCAGUGUUGGAGUGAACAUGUAAGCAGCAGAAUAUGGCAGAAGAUGCCAUGCUAACGCUCCACUGGAAAUAAAUGAGCUGCCUAAACAGCCUUCCGUGCAUAAGGUCCAUUGUCUGCAAAAACGUCCAAAUCAUGGACAAGUGUCAGGGUCCACAGUUUAUUUGCUGUAGUCAUCAGGUUCUCUUCUAGAUAUCUUCAGUCUUGAGACUUAACAUUGACAUUAAAUGCCAAGUUAGGAGAUUGGAUGAGAAUACUGGUUUACACCUAUACUAUGGUUAGUUAACUUUAACCCUAACCCAUCAGGAACAGAUCAAAUAAAUAGAAUGGAGAUUGAAUUAUGAAGUGUUUCUGUUAAUAAUUGAAUAUUUUUUUAUUGUAGUGAUCAUAUUUGCAAUUGUACUUUAGAUCAGGGGCCGGUUUCCCGAUAACGUUCACUCUUAGCGAGCUACGAAGACUCCAAAGGUAUAACUUACCAAAGUUGUUUACCUUUCUAGUCGUGGUUCCCGAACUAUCACUUAGGAGUCUUCUUACGAAAAGCUCCUUACGUCCGACAUAUAAGGCACUGUCCACCAUGAAGGUGCUGAAUUAGGUGACAUCGAUUGCUCAGAAAUCGAUUUUUUAUUUCACGCGGAGGCUUGACAGACUUAUGAAAGCGUUCUUUGCACCAAAAAACAUUGCUUAUAAUAGCCUAUCGCCCCCACAACAUUCACGCAACUUCAACGUGGAUGAAUUUAUUAGCACACAAUGUUAAAAAAAGUAGUCUAGAAAUUAAAUGAUGUACGUCCGCCAAGUAGGUUAUGUUUUCAUCUGGGUUUGUUUGUUGGUGUGUUAGUUUGUUUCCCGCAUGGAUAAAAAGAUUCGAACGCUUCAUGUUUGAAAGCAGAGGUCUGCGCUCUCUGAGUGCUUUUCUAGUUUGUUUGUUUGUUUGUUUGUUUGUCCGUUUGUUUGCAAGAUAGGCUAGCUCUAAAAGUUAAAGAUGGAUUUCGAUUAAAUUUCCAGGGAAGAUCUGAAAUGACCCAUGGAAGAAACUAUUUAAUUUUGUGAGUGAUUCGUAUCACCGUCUGGAUGCAGGAGGCGUAGGCUACAUGUGUUUGCUUGGGGGAGGUUUGUGCUUUUCUAGUUGAAAUAGGCUAUGUAGACUUUUUUUAAUCACAGCUGAUUGACCAACAUCCUCAUUCAGUAUUGUGUGCCUUUGGUUAACAUUAAACAUGACAGCAAGCCCGCACAUUAGGCCUAAACAUUGUAGGACGCGGUGGGGGGAAGCAAAGAAUAAAGCGCUUUUAAUUAUUUUCAAAUGCGUGCACGUUUCAUAUUUGUAUGAAAAAAUUUCCAGAAAUAUUUUCUAAAUUAGCAUACUUACAUAAAAUCAUUGGCGAACCAAAAUAGUGAUUUUGUAUCAUAUGAGUUGCAUGCGUAACGGAAAUUGCUGUAGGGUACAGUGGCGGCGACUAGCGUCGCGAGUCGAAACAUUGCUAAGGUGCAGCUAAGAGAGAUCUGAGAGUGCUCCAGACCACUCUUACCAACGAACGACGUGCGAAAGACAUUCGUAGCAAAGAAGGUUUCGGGAAAUGCGUGAGGUACUUAAGGUAGAGCUUAAGAUAGAGGUUACGAACUACGUAGCGUUAAGAAGGCUUCGGGAAACCGGCCCCUGAUCAAUAUAAUGGUUAAAAACAUUUCACAGAUUGCUCAAUUCACCCCUAAUGUAGGUUAAGGUUAAGCCAUAAUACCUCUCUUUGAGUUAAGUGCAAAUCUUGCUCUUAUUAAACAAUAUGAAUUAUUAAUAAUUCAUUUUAAAUGAUUGAUAUUAAGAAACUUUUUUGAACUUUUGCUGCAAAAUUCAACACUCGCAAACAUAAGUACCAUUAUUACCCUAGUUAAAGUGAAAAUACGAUUUAAAAUAAUAAUCUCGAUUAUGAUUAAAAAUCGAUUAAUUGCACAGCCCGACUGUAUUGAUAUAAUUGUGUGCACAAAAUAUUGCGAUACUGAACAGAAUCAAUCCCCCUCAUACAUGGGUGUGUCAACUUGUGUGUGCGUGUAUAUUAUCAGGCCAAACAUUCAAGCGUAUGUCAACUUUUGAUCAAAGCCAUUGUGUGAUUUCAGUUAUCAUUAUUAUCAAAGCAACAUUAAAGCACUUUUCCUCUGUCACACGCACACUAUUUGUUCAUCCAACAAAUAACGAUGUCCACAGAUAAGCUAGAGAAUGUUACAGGAUUUUAGGAAAGCAUGAUGUAACGUGACAUCGAAAGCAAGUCAAAUUUUCGCAAAGCGAAUGCAGAAGUGCCGUUCAGCCUGUUACGAGUUGAUGAACCAAUUAAAUUAUUUUGGAAACAUUAUUUUAAGGGACAGAAAACUCUUUAUUAGUGUUGCUUAAGGUUUCAUGCAUGAUCAGUCAUAUGUUCCACAAGCUGGUCAAUAUUUCACAAAUUGUGCCAGGUUGAGCACAACUGCGUCAGUGCCUUAUUUUGCCAAUCUUGGCAUCAGGUGAUACAAUACUUCUAUUCUAUAUUACAGAUGCUUUCUAUUGUUAUGUUUCAUGACUGUUACAACGUUACACUACACGGUUUUAAACUUUUGAUUGUGUGGUUACCUUUUGAACUGCAUUUUUGUUUUGUUUUUUACAAAUAUAGAUUUUUGUGUGUUAGUAAAUGAUGAAAAUGUGUUUAGUAAAUGUGCUGCCAUUAUUUGUGACAAGACAUGGUGCAUGGUACACGAUGGGAGUGUGUUUCUACACCAAGUGCCAAUCAUAACGCUAUGCUGUACUGCCUUAUUAUUUAGCAUAAGCCUUAUUGGUUUAAUUAAAGGGCAACAUACUUUUGUACCAGUUACAUGUAUUACUUGAAAUGCAAUUGGACACAUUAGUUAACUAGCAGUAAUGAAUAAAAAAAAAUAGUUUAGAAAUAGAUCUGAAUUUAAUGUAUAUGUGCCCUAUGCGUACAUUAAAUUCAAGAAUGUGCAUGCCAUUUUAUCUGUUCAUCAUUGAAAUAAAACAUUCUUUACCAUACUUUGUAUUCAUCACUGGCUUGUCAAUGAAUUACUGAUUGGGUAGGACCUUUAUGUAGAUGUACAGUAUGUUGGUGAUGUACUGUAUGUACAGUACUAUAACCCAUGUUUUAAGUAGCCAAUAAGAAAAGGAGGAGCUUUUCUGCA
This is a messenger RNA of Sardina pilchardus (European sardine), 5196 nucleotides long. RefSeq lists its product as uncharacterized. Bases 66 to 1313 code for a protein of 415 amino acids. The record is from RefSeq and is a predicted model, not a curated record. NCBI's taxonomy places the organism in Eukaryota, Metazoa, Chordata, Actinopteri, Clupeiformes, Clupeidae. The transcript has 9 exons.